CAAGAACAUGGUGAAGUCAGUGGAAGACGAUUUGGGUACUCGUUUAGGUUCCCAAAUGAUCUCCGAUGAAAAUUCUUCUGUGGUUAAGACAAAUCAAGCACUACUUACUGGAGAAGGAGAAGCCUCUGUUAAUUCUUCGUGUGAAAGGAAAAAGAAAGAGAUGAAGAAAGAAACUCGUCUUGGUAUCUCUGUAAAGAGAGAUGAAGACUAUGGGAAUUGGUAUUCUGAGGUUUGUAGAUUCGGUGACUUGGUAGAAUACUACGAAUCGGUUAAGGGAAUCUACAUUCUCAAGCCAUCAGCAAUGAAGAUUUGGAAAACUAUACAAAGGUUAUUCGAUGCUGAAAUUGAGAAGAUGAACGUGGAGGAAUACUAUUUCCCAAUAUUUGUACCCGGUAGUGCUCUUGAGAAGGAGAAGAACCAUAUUGAAGGGUUUGCUCCAGAGGUUGCUUGGGUUACAAGAGCUGGUGAUACAGAGUUGGCAACUCCAUUUGCUCUACGUCCAACUAGUGAGACUGUGAUCUAUCCUUUUUUCAGCAAGUGGAUUAGAGGACACAGGGAUCUCCCAUUGAAGGUUUACCAGUGGUGUAAUGUUGUUAGAUGGGAGUCUAGUGACCCUACGCCCUUUAUCAGGAGCCGUGAGUUUCUUUGGCAAGAAGGACACACUGCUUUUGCUACCAAAGAAGAGGCAGACCGAGAGGUGCUUGAUGUUUUGAACAUCUACAGCCGCGUGUAUGAAGAGCUUCUUGCAGUUCCUGUUAUUAAAGGUAUUAAGAGUGAGAACGAAAAGUUUGCUGGUGGACUUUACACCACAAGCAUUGAGGCUUUUAUCCCAAGCACUGGUCGUGGGAUACAAGCUGCAACGUCACAUUCUUUGGGACAAAACUUUGCCAAGAUGUUUGAUGUCACUUUUGAAGAUAAGAAAGGAAAGAGAUCCAUGGUGUGGCAGAAUUCGUGGGGAUUAAGUACCAGAUCGAUUGGAGUAAUGGUUAUGACUCAUGGAGAUGACGAAGGCUUAGUAUUCCCUCCAAGAGUGGCACCUUUUCAAGUUGUUGUGAUCCAGGUUCCCAUCAAAGGUGCUGCUGAUGACCAAGUACUGUGUAAUGCUUGUGAAGCUGUUAAAUCCACCUUGCAAGAGGCUGGAAUCCGUGCUAAAGUAGAUAUCCGCGACAACUAUUCUUGCGGCUGGAAGUAUGCAGAUCAAGAACUAAAGGGUAGUCCUUUGAGAAUUGAAAUUGGACCCAGAGAUUUGGCCAAUGAUCAGGUGAGAAUAGUGAGGCGUGACACUGGAGCUAAGAUGGAUGUCAAGAGAGGGGGCAUGAUUGAACAAGUUAAGGACUUGCUGGAGAAAAUACAGAGAAACCUUUAUGAUGUGGCAAAGAGAAAGGUGGAAGAAUGCACUCAAAAGGUUGAAACUUGGGAUGAAUUUGUGAAAGCUUUGAGCCAAAAGAAACUGAUUCUAGCUCCAUGGUGUGACGAAGUUGAGGUAGAGAAGGAUGUGAAGAAGCGUACUAGAGGUGACGAAACAGGAGGAGGAGGAGCUAAGACUCUGUGUACUCCCCUUGAGCAGCCUGAACUAAGAAAAGACACUCUAUGCUUUGCAUCAGGAAAGCCUGCAAAGAAGUGGAGCUACUGGGGAAAAAGUUACUAAUUAAGCUCUCUUUCUUAUUUUAGUGGACAUAAGCAAAAAUUGGGACUUCAAAUACUGUGGUUUAACAAAGCGUGAACUAUCUAUUUUCAGUAUUGUCUCAGAUGGUUAGUGAAUUGA
Molecule: messenger RNA, 1765 nt
Organism: Capsella rubella
Lineage: Eukaryota; Viridiplantae; Streptophyta; Magnoliopsida; Brassicales; Brassicaceae
Product: proline--tRNA ligase, cytoplasmic
Exons: 7
Coding region: 8-1648 (546 amino acids)
Biological process (GO): prolyl-tRNA aminoacylation
Cellular component (GO): aminoacyl-tRNA synthetase multienzyme complex; cytoplasm
Molecular function (GO): ATP binding; proline-tRNA ligase activity
Source: RefSeq, a predicted model, not a curated record